Molecule: messenger RNA, 434 nt
Organism: Saprolegnia diclina VS20
Lineage: Eukaryota; Oomycota; Saprolegniomycetes; Saprolegniales; Saprolegniaceae
Exons: 1
Biological process (GO): protein phosphorylation
Molecular function (GO): ATP binding; protein kinase activity
Source: RefSeq, a predicted model, not a curated record
UCGACCGCACCAUUCGCGCACACAGCUACUUUAGUCAAAUCGCUACCGGUCUCGGCUACCUCCACGCCCGUGGCCUCGCCCACCGCGAUCUCUCGCUCGAAAACAUCUUUGUCGACGCCAACGACACGCUCAAGAUUGGCGACUUUGGCCUCGCGAUGCCGCUCCACGGGAUCUCGACGUACGCCGUCGGCAAGUCGUACUACAUGGCGCCCGAGAUGCACAUGCCGCAUGGGUACAGCGCGGCCAAGGUCGACGUGUGGUCGCUGGGUAUUUUGCUCUGGAUGCUCUUGACAGGCGUGCCACUGGUCGAGGCGUCCAAUGACGACGACGAAGCGUUUGGGUACUUGAAGCGGUGUGGCGUCCGUGGACUUGUGGACGUGUGGAAGUUGGAGAUCCCGAACGACGCGGUCGAGAUGCUCGAGAUGCUCCUGGUG